AUGGUUGGUCGCGGGUUUGGGUAUUUCGGCAACAGCGUUAUGGUCUUGGUCAUUUUAUUGGACGAGUUCACCGUACCUCAACCCGUGGACCCGUCGAGUGGCUACAUGGUAACUACGAAUUGGGAUGGUUUGACAAGUGAAGAUGGAUUCAAUUCAAAGUCAACUUGGACUCUUGAGCAAAGGGAUCUUGAAACGCAGCGUUGGUAA
Histoplasma mississippiense is the source of this 207-nucleotide messenger RNA. RefSeq lists its product with no specific name. The record is from RefSeq and is a predicted model, not a curated record. Bases 1 to 207 code for a protein of 68 amino acids. The transcript has 2 exons. Lineage: Eukaryota; Fungi; Ascomycota; Eurotiomycetes; Onygenales; Ajellomycetaceae.